CAGUACCAGGCAGUGAUAGGUUACAGAUGCGUUUAAAGUCGACCUCUUAUUGAAUUUUGAAGCUUAACAUUCACAUGGUGUUUCCUCCACGUUACGUCUUGAUUAGUCUUAGUAUUUGCAUAACCCGCAUGCUGGUUGGCUGAGAGGCAAUCAUCCCAUCCUGGUGAAACAAACUCGCCCUGCUUUACAGCGAGGAGGAGGUGGAGGAACGGAGCGCAUCGGCUCUCCGCACACAUUGCUCUAUUUAAUCAAAAAGAGAGGCUUAUUUGACAAAAGCCGGUACGGACUGCAGGGGCCGUGGAGGAGGUGGACGAGUGCAAUGAUGACGGGCAAAUCUGUGAAAGACGUGGACAGAUACCAGACUGUCCUCAACUCUUUACUGGCGCUGGAAGAGAAUAAAUUCUGCGCUGACUGCGAAUCAAAAGGUCCAAGAUGGGCCUCUUGGAAUUUGGGCAUCUUCAUCUGUAUCCGCUGUGCUGGUAUCCAUCGAAACCUGGGGGUCCACAUCUCCAAGGUCAAGUCUGUCAAUCUGGACCAGUGGACUCAGGAGCAGGUCCAGUGUGUUCAAGAGAUGGGAAAUGCCAAAGCCAAACGUCUUUACGAGGCAUUCUUACCUGAGUGCUUCCAGCGCCCCGAGACAGACCAGUCUGCAGAGAUCUUCAUCAGGGACAAGUAUGACAAGAAAAAGUACAUGGAUAAGGUCAUUGACAUCCAGAUGCUCAGGAAAGAAAAGAGCUGUGACAAUAUACCCAAGGAACCAGUUGUGUUUGAGAAGAUGAAAUUGAAAAAAGACAUCAGCCCCAAGACAGAUUCCCAGUCUGUUACAGACCUGCUUGGAUUAGAUGCCCCUGCUCCAAGUCCUGCAGUGUCUAACGGUAGAGGAUGUGUUCCAGACAGUAAUGAGAGCCCAGCGGUGUCCAAUCCAGCUCUGGCACACUCUGCGCUGGAUCUCUUCAGCUCCUUGCCAGCACCCUGCUCUGUUUCCUCCACUAAAACCACGCCUGUUUCCAACUCCAUGCCUCAGAGCAGAGUGACUGCCUCUGUGCCUGAAAACCUAAGUCUGUUCCUGGAUCCGGCACCCAAAGCAGGAGAGGAGGGCACUGUCAAGAAACUGUCCAAGGACUCUAUUCUCUCCCUGUACGCCUCCACCCCCUCAGUGCACGCCAGCAGUAUGGCUACUCACGGCUUGUACAUGAACCAAAUGGGUUACCCGACACACCCGUACGGAUCGUACCAUUCUUUAGCCCAGGCAGGUGGAAUGGGAGGCCCCAUGAUGACAUCACAGAUGGCCAUGAUGGGGCAGCAACAGAGUGGCAUGAUCGGAGUCCAACAGAAUGGCAUGAUGGGACAGCAGAAUGGCUUAAUGGCUGCGCAGGGUGUCAUGGCUCAGCCUAGUGGCGUUAUGGCAUCACCCUACAUGCCAGGGAUGACCCAGGGCAUGAUGGGACAACAGCAAAGUGGAAUGAUGGUGCAGCAUCAGACUGGGAUGAUGGGACAGCAGCAUAAUGGCAUUAUGGGACAGCAGCAGAGUGGGAUGAUGGUGCAGCAGCAGGUUGGAGGUUUACCUCAUCAGCAGAUGUAUGGAGUGCAACAAGCCCAGCAGCUACAAUGGAACAUUACCCAGGUGACUCAGCACAUGGCCGGGGUGAAUCUCUACAACACCAACGGCAUGGUGGGAUACAGCAGUCAACAAAUGGGAGGCUCGACAACUCCAAGCUCAGCUCACAUGACAGCACACGUUUGGAAAUGAUCUCAUCUAUCCAGUGUAAAAGUGAUGUAACGCCAAUAACCCACAAGAGAGGGGAACUGAGUUGUAGGAAUGUAUGGAUCAGACUAUCCAGGAGACAUUUUCUAUUGCAAGGGAGGGGGAGGAGGGGGAGGAGGAGGAGGAGGGGACAGGUGUGAAGAAGAAGAAGGUUUUGGAAACCACUACUACCUCUCUUUCUCUCUCCUCUCUGCCCAUGCUUCCUCUUCUCGACCCAUCCAUGGCCAUGUUUCCAUGCUUGCCUUCAGAACACUUUGGUACAAUGACCAAGACAACAGGGUUCAGAAGUUCACUGGUUACAACUACACAUAUUUCUUUGUUCCUUGCCUGUAUGUGAGAGUGUGUGCGUGCACAUCUGCUGUUUGAGGGUUUCAACCAACUGCUUGACUUACUGCUCGGUUUUUGGAGAAUUUUACAGUUUUUCUUACUUGACCAGAGCCAGAAUCAAGAAAAUGCAAAUAUUAGCCUAGCUUAACUCUGAUAUGUGUGUGUAUUUAUAGGAAAACUUACCUUGUUUUGCUGGGAGUUAAAUGAGAACAUUGAUGGCACUCUUAUGUCUGUAUCAUGUUCAAAAAAUAUGAGGCUCACGCCAGCAGCUGGUUAGCUUAGCCUAGCAUAAAGACUUGAAAGACUCUGUCUGUUUGACUUGUACAGAUUAAAGAAAUUAUAUCAAAUUUGGUACACGACCAAGCCAGGCUAACUGUCUCCAACUGUUUCAAGUCUUCGUGUUAAACUAGCUGGCUGCACCUUCCUGAAUACUUAAGUUAUCCUACCUGUCCAACAUUAUUAAAAUUUAAGAAAUCCCUUUACUUGGAUUUGUUCCUAGACCCUCACUGUCUCACUAGUUAUAUACAAAACCUACCUAAACAGCCCGUAUUAUGAUGUCUAAUACACAAGUUACAGAGGGCUUCUUUUAGAAUCAAUAUCUAAUCUCGACUUUAAGUGUCAAAAGUCCUAAACUGGAUUUCGGGAGACCAAAGAUCAACGCUAGCUUUAUUAUGGUUGUACAGUAUUCCAAUGCUUUGUUACAUCUGUGUAGCCACUUAACUAGUGAUUAGUUCAUUCAAUUCAGCAGUCCUUUAAUAGUGAGUCAUUCUGUAACUGGGGGAACAUUUCACAUGAACAAAAGUAAAAAAAACAAAACUAAAGUGCUUUGUCAAUUUAACAAUCAGUAGUUUAAGUUUAAAAAAGAUUUAAUUGUUACAUGUCCACAAGUUGCAACGCUUUUAAAUUAUUAACAGCUUUGUUUGAUAUUUUAAUAAGGACAUUUGCCCAGUAGGGUCACGCCAAUUACUAAUAGGUACACAUGAUAAUUUCACUCUACUGGGUAACUUAGUUGAUAACUUCCUAAUUUUAGCUCAUAAUUUCAAUGAUAUGCCUAGCAUGGCUAAAAAACUGGCAUUGUGCUUAUCGAGUUAACUUUAAAUUUCAACAUGUAUUCAAAUUAGAUUUUAUAAAAGAAUCGGAAACCAUAACAACCUGACUGCAUUUGACAUACUAUGUUUUAGAAAAUGCUAUUUUUUUCCCCCCGCUACAACAGAUUAUAUAGAAGAUAGUGUAGUAGUUUAGGUAUUAGAAUACACAUUAAUGAACUGAGAUAUUUAUUUCAUUUAAAUAUCUCAAUUAAAAAUGAAUCAUAUUUUGAAUAAAUAACAAAAGAUGCUGCAAAAGUACUAACUUACUUACUUAAAUAUUGUUUUAAAGCCAAAACCCACCCAUUUGAAAACUGACAUUACAACAUAGACGCAUCAUGACAAUUUCAAGCUAAAUGAAGCAAAAUGUUGAUUUUUAAAUAUACAUAUAUAUAUAUAUAUAAUUAUCAUUAAUGGACAUGAAACGUACCCCCAGUUGCAGAAGGACUCCGGUAUGUUUGCUCAUACCUGCUGUUACAGAAUGAAUGUUUGGGCAUAUCAAUUCACUGUGCUAUUUCCUCAGCAAGGGUGGGACACUUAAAAAGUCACUUGCAUGCAUGUAAAUGUUGAGUUAAUGCUCACACACCACAAGUUAAUCUACCUUGUACAAUAGAGGCCUCAAAUAAUGUUGAAUGUCUGUAAAUAAGAGAGAAAUAGAGAGAGAGGUGGGGAUGGAGACAUCUUUUAAGGUACAGAUUUCAGAUUCUUCCACUGAAUUGCAUGAGGAGAAUGUUUAUUAGCUCUGAUUGUAUGUACUGUAUGUUUAUCAAGAUAUCCGAAUGUGUCUCUUUGAAUGUGUCUCUCUACAUGUCGAUCAGUCUCUGAUCAAGACCAACAAAAUGUCUCAAUGAAUGUGCGUCCUGAAUGUGUUUCACUGGACCCGUGUUGAAUAAACACGCCUAAGUAUUGCUGGGGGUGUGCUUGUUUUUUGGAUAUUCUACGACUCUGUCAAGCAAUGUACACUCGUAUCUUUUGAAUGUCCUGUGGUCAACAGCGUCCUGUAUGUUUUUGGUGAAUUAUUAAACCAAGUUUUAAUGUCUUACCGUCAAAUUAGGAGCAAACUGUGACCAGGCUGAUGCAUUUUCAGGCCACACGGGGGCGUUUACAAUUUGGCCAAACCACAUUGUGAAGCGAAAAAGCGAUUGUACGACCACAAUCUGUCACCUCUCUGUGUUUGAGUUAACCUUUCUACACCUCUCCCACACAAGCCAUUGCUCUCUGUGUCCUGAUUUCUCUGAAAGCGUUUCUAAAGAUGUUCAUUCUUAUAAAUGCAUGAAGCCAUUAGUGUAAAUAAUCUGUUUGUUUUUUGCAUUUUUCCGUAGGAGUACUUAGGUGUUAAGUUGCCAUUUUUUAUGUGAGGACUAAGAGCUAAAAGAGAGAUACAUUUACAAACUCUGGCAUAUUAAGAUGCACAUUAACUGCUGCCAAAUAAGCAGUGCAGCCUUUCACAAGUCGUUGUUCCCUCCAGGUAUUUCUUCUCAAUUUUAGCUCAUUUGGUGGCAGUACAGGCAACAGUGUGGCAGUGUGCAGACAGCAGCUUUCUCUGCUGAGAGCAAUAUCACCAUAAGAUAAUGUGCUGUCUCUGCAGUGUAACAGCACAUCUGUCAGCUAGCGAUGAGAAAAAAAAGUAAAAAUCCAUCUUUGUGUGCAGUAAGGCUUCACCUGAGCUUUCUCUUUUGUGAUUAUCUUUUAACUUAAGUUUGCUUGUUAUCAGUUCCUUUUUUUGUCUGGUAUAUUUUCUGUGAAAUAAGAGCAAAUAAAGGAAUGUAUCUUUUUAUGUACUUGUCAAUCAAGAUAUUGUAUUCUUUAUCAGAAUAUCUCUGUAUAUUAUGUUCCUGAAACAAGAUUGAUGAACAUGUACUGUAUAUUAGUUCUGCAUCUUUUUCACAUGCUUUGCCCCUUUUGAUUUCAUGUCUCCAUAUUUACUUACAUUUGAGAACAUGUAACAUAUGAUACUUGUCUCUGUGAAAAUAUCAAAUAAAUAAAUAUUGUUUUGAUUAAAUUCUA
This is a messenger RNA of Centropristis striata (black sea bass), 5184 nucleotides long. RefSeq names its product small ArfGAP2 (gene smap2). Lineage: Eukaryota; Metazoa; Chordata; Actinopteri; Perciformes; Serranidae. The record is from RefSeq and is a predicted model, not a curated record. Gene Ontology annotation, molecular function: GTPase activator activity. Gene Ontology annotation, biological process: regulation of clathrin-dependent endocytosis. Bases 320 to 1750 code for a protein of 476 amino acids. The transcript has 9 exons.